AUGGAAGGUCUUGAAUCUUUUGAUAAGGUUGCUUGGACAAAGGAAAUGUUGCAUAUAUUUUGUGAUAUAUGCAUUAAGGCAAUUGAUAUAGGAAUGAGACCUAAUACUCAUUUCGAUAAAACGGGGUGGAAAUUUCUUAUAACAUCAUUCAAAGAACAAACUGGCCAUGCAUUCACUAAAACACAGUUGAAAAACAAAUGGGAUGGAUGCAAAAAGGAUUGGAGGAUAUGGAAUAAGCUGGUUUCUGAAACUGGUGUUGGCUGGAAUAGUGAGUUAGGCACAAUUGCAGCUAGCGAUGAGUGGUGGAAACAAAAAAUUCAGGAAAUUAGAGGAGCCAAAAAAUUCAGACAUGUUGGUAUUGAGCCGUCUUUGAAGAAUAAAUUUGACCGAAUGUAUUCCAAUAUUGUCGCAACUGGAGCGUAUGCAUGGGCUCCUUCAUCAGGUGUACCUGCUGGUAGUGAUGUCGAUCCUGGUACAAGCAAUGCCGACAUUGCUUAUGAUGGUUUGGAAGAGGGCAGUGGUGAUUCGGAGGAAGAUGUGAUUCCAGAUUUCCAGACUGACAUGGCUCGAAUGGUUGGAGGGAUAAAUAUGUCUAACAGCAGCAACACAACAAGCGGUGGCAAAAGAAAAGAACGAGAUCAUUAUGAUGUGCGAGGUAGAAAGAAGAAAACAGCUGGAAUUGGUGUUCAGCUGCUGUCAAGUAUUCGCGAGGUGAUGGAUGAGCUGCACUCAAUUCCUGGAGUUUCAAUUGAAGAUGAGUUUCAUGACUUCGCUAUGGAGUAUCUCAGUUUAAGAAGGAAAAGAGAAAUGUGGGUCAGUAUGGGUGAUAAGCAACAGAAGUUGAGAUGGUUGCAACGAAUAUAUGCACGAACUAAACGUGCUUAG
Molecule: messenger RNA, 885 nt
Organism: Populus trichocarpa (black cottonwood)
Lineage: Eukaryota; Viridiplantae; Streptophyta; Magnoliopsida; Malpighiales; Salicaceae
Product: L10-interacting MYB domain-containing protein-like
Exons: 3
Coding region: 1-885 (294 amino acids)
Source: RefSeq, a predicted model, not a curated record